Messenger RNA from Ochotona curzoniae (black-lipped pika), 3852 nucleotides. RefSeq names its product RAP2C, member of RAS oncogene family (gene RAP2C). Gene Ontology annotation, cellular component: plasma membrane. The record is from RefSeq and is a predicted model, not a curated record. Gene Ontology annotation, molecular function: GTP binding; GDP binding; GTPase activity. Bases 717 to 1268 code for a protein of 183 amino acids. Gene Ontology annotation, biological process: Rap protein signal transduction; negative regulation of cell migration. The transcript is spliced from 5 exons. Lineage: Eukaryota; Metazoa; Chordata; Mammalia; Lagomorpha; Ochotonidae.
UCCCAGAGGCCCUUUUCCAAGGCCGGAGCCUGGACCCGAAACCGUCCGCGGGCGGCUGGCUCGCUCAGCAGGGCGCGGCCCCCCGCGCCACCCGGCUCGCCCCGAAGAGCCGCGCUUGGGCGGCGGUGACACACACGAGCCAGCGGGUGGUCAUGGCCUUGGAGUGACAGAGCCUCCCGGGCGGCUGGGCGGGUGCGGACGGCCGGGCCGGACGUCUCUCGCUUGGAGCCGGGACCCAGAGAUCCGCCCGGGCAGCAGUGACGGGUGCGGAGCCCGCAGGCCUGGGCUGGCUCGCCAGCGGCGCUAGCAGGAAGCGGGGACCCUGGGCCCCUUUGUGUGAAGGCUGUCGGGCAGCCCCAGGCUCUGAGGACAGCCGCCCGCCUUGCCGCCGCCCCCACCCCUUCCCUUCUAGGGGUGCGCUGAUUCUCCCCACCCUCGAUCGCCCUCUCCCUGGCUCGCCCUCCUCCCCACGCCCCCUGCCUGGGCUUCACUUCCUAUAGGAAGGGCAUUACCAUCCCAUCCCCACCCACCCCCGACACUUAGCUCUUUCCCCUCCCCCUCCUGUAACUUCCUCUUCUUCCCCGCUCGGGCCCUCGGCUCCUCUGCACUCUCCUCCCCAGUUCGCAGAUUUCCGCCCACCUUCCGCCUAGCCGCGCCGCAGCUAGCGGGGUGUUGUUUCCCUCCCCCUCGGGUAGGAGUUGGUGUAGGUGAGCCUCAUGAGGGAAUACAAGGUAGUGGUGUUAGGGAGCGGAGGGGUUGGCAAAUCUGCCCUGACCGUGCAGUUUGUCACUGGGACUUUCAUUGAGAAAUAUGACCCCACCAUUGAAGAUUUCUACCGCAAAGAGAUCGAAGUGGACUGUUCGCCCUCUGUGCUGGAAAUUCUGGACACCGCAGGAACUGAGCAGUUUGCCUCCAUGAGAGACCUCUACAUCAAAAACGGCCAAGGCUUCAUCCUGGUGUAUAGUCUGGUUAAUCAACAGUCUUUUCAGGAUAUCAAGCCGAUGAGAGAUCAGAUUGUCAGAGUGAAGAGAUAUGAAAAAGUCCCACUAAUCCUAGUAGGAAAUAAAGUGGAUCUGGAACCAGAAAGAGAGGUUAUGUCUUCAGAAGGCAGAGCUCUUGCUCAAGAAUGGGGAUGCCCUUUCAUGGAGACAUCGGCAAAAAGUAAAUCAAUGGUGGAUGAACUUUUUGCUGAGAUCGUCAGACAAAUGAACUAUUCGUCCCUGCCUGAGAAGCAAGAUCAGUGUUGUACAACUUGCGUUGUCCAGUAAGAAAAAGAUAACCUCAAUCAUGGCCAUACCGAGCAGAUAAAACUCAGAGGAAAUUUGCACAGAUGCUGCUUUGGAGAACUUUACAACCUGGGUUGCAGAACUGAGCCUUGGUAAACCUGUCUCUAUUACAGCAUGUUGCCAUACAUCGAAUUAAGUGCAUAAGGUCUUUGGCCGUCAAGAUCCAACGACCUUCAACAGGAAUGCUUAGCACGUUUACCAUACGUUUCAAAAUCUGUUCUUUAUCAGUCCUUUUAUAGCUUUCUAAGUUCUUAUUGAUGGCUAAUAUGCAAGGGUUAAUUUUUAAUAUUUUCAUUGAUUUCUUUAAUCAGUUUCUCAACUUAUAUUUAUUACUCAAAACUCAGUAUUACCUACUCAAUGCCUUUUAAAAGAAAGUUAUAAAUGGAGAAAAAAUUGAGCCUUAAACAAAUGGUUACUUCUGUAUAUUACCUCGUACCAGUGCUUCAUUCUAUUUGUAAAAUCUUUCUCCUUUAAAUGGUCGGUUAAUACUUUGAGACUUUGUUUACAUGUGGCAGUGUUGUAAAAAGAAACUAAAGAUCACAUUGCAUCUAUAUGGAUGGAAUAUCCCUUUUCUUCAAGUGCGGCUUGUGAUGUGUUUUUGUACUUAACAUGUUCUGUAUUUGCAAUUGACUGUAGAGCAUUUAGUUGAACAGUUAAGUGUUCAAUUCCAUUAGGUUUUCACAUGUGUUAAUCUCAUUUACAGCAUUGAAUUGCAGCAGUAACAUUUUCCUUUCUGUGAAGUUCUAAAUUUAGUUAUGACCUACUUAGCAAUGCCUUUGAAAAGGGAUAUUGUAUCCAUGGUAAAUUAAUUGUAUACCUAAACAGAGAUAGCUCAGCUUUGCCUGUCAGGCUUGUAAGUGACAUCCAGUAGACUUCUGCACAUGUAAAAUUGAUUCGAAUAAAAUCAUGUACACUUUCUAGCUCUUAAUAUUUUGUCUUUCUGAAUAAUAGUUUAAAGCAAUAUUUGUUAAAGUUUUCUUGCACUAUCACAAUUGCUUUUUUAGUUAUUUUCUCCAGAAGCAUGUUCGUAGUAGAGACAAAAUCUGUGUAACAGGAGGGAGAAUAGCACCAAGUCUCUGGGCUAAUAUAUUUUAUUUUUGCAAAUGUGCUUUCUAAUAGCCAUUGCCUUCCAUGUUGUUUACCUAAUCAGCACAUUUUGUCUGAAUACUUGAACAUUUAACCGUAACACAGGUAUAGAAACAGAAAAGAAAUUUAUAAAGACGAAUCUUUGGUUCAGUUUUAACAUCAUGACAACAAGCGCUUUUCCUAGCAAUGAUUUUUAAAUGGUGUCAGCUUGACAGUAUUUUGUUCCUUGGCUUUUAUUUGGUUUUAGUCGUGUGCUUUUAAUUUGCAGAAGUUAGUAACUGCAGCUCACCUACUGCACCAAAGUUCUCGAUUUUAGGAGCCCAGCUUUAGUCAUUUGAACAUGCUUCUAAAUAAAACAACAAACCAAAACCAUGCUUUUGAUCUAUAAUAAUAGCUCAAUAAUGUUGUCAAGGAAAGCCCUAAUAUAUGCAGUGAUGGUUUACGGAAGGGUGUGGCAAUUUUAAAUUUCUAUUGUGUGUGAUGUUCAAAUAAAGUGAUAUCUACAUUCAUGUGAUUUAUUGGUCAACAUGACCAUUAAUUAUUGAGUAGAAAUUGAUUAAACUUUGAUUUCCUUUUUUUAAAUCGUGUUGCAUUUGAUUCCUGAUCAGAUUCCCACAUCGUAAACUGUUGCUCUUAAAUUUUGAAUUUUAUGGUGAAAAUUGUAAGGGUGAGGCAAUUGAAACAUUGUGCUUUGUUUAUAAACUGCUUGAAACGAAUCUGUAAUUUAAGUUUGCACCUUAAUACCAAACUUAAAAAACCAAACACUCAUUUCAAAGUAGGUUAAGUAAUUAUGGUUCAUCUUGAUUAGCUUUGUCAAAAUCUAAAGGAAUCAAAUAAUUCAUGAUUAAAUUUUCUGCAGCUUGCUUUUGCAUUGUUUCUUUCCUAUGGAUCUCCCUCUUUUCUCCCUCCCUUUCCCUCUUCCCCUACCUGUGUGUCUCCCUCUCUCGCUCUCUCCUCCAUGUCUGUCUCUCUUUCUUCUUCUCCUUCUCCUUGUCCUCCACCCCUCAAAUACAGUGUUCAUUGUCAUUGACCUCAGCAGCAAAUUUAACUUGAAUUUAUCUAGGAUCACAGGAAUCAGGGGAAAGUGAUUUUAAUGAUGGUUUCUCCAGCACAUUUUAAGAAAAGGGACCAAAAGUUAUUUUAGCUUCCUCAAUAGAUUGCAUGUUGCUUAUUAGGAUAAUAAAUUAAAUAUUAAAUGCAAUAUAUGUCUUGUCUUUACUAUGGCAUCUGUUUAGGAGUUGUUCAAAUCACUGCAGUAGGGCUCUGCAAAUAAAAUCAUGUAACCUAUUAUCCUGGAUCUAAUGUACUGUAUCUUUAUCAGUGAAAAGUAAAAUCUCAAAUAAUAAGUACAAACAUUGAACAAUUACCUAUAAAGAUUUGUAAAAGUAAAAUUUUUCCAAUAGAUUUCAUUCUUGUCAUUUUGUAAGACGACCCUGCAGUCCACCUGUUUGUAACUUUUUUAAUAAAAUAGACAUCUGUA